Molecule: messenger RNA, 1323 nt
Organism: Rotaria sp. Silwood1
Lineage: Eukaryota; Metazoa; Rotifera; Eurotatoria; Philodinida; Philodinidae
Source: the annotation of a GenBank genome assembly
AUGAAAAAUAAUUUAAUAGAUCGAUUUCGACGUUCAAGUUCCUAUAUAGAAGUAUUAUCAAGAGAAAGAAUAGGACGUUUGAAACGUGGAUUUUCUUUAGAAACAUCAUCACUAGGAAAUGAUGAUGUUAUUAAUAGUUUUCAAAAUGAACAGUUAAGCCAAGUAAUUAAUAAACUAAAAAAAGAAAAUGAACAUUUACGUUUGGAAAAUUUACUUUAUUCACGAUAUUUACGACGUGUUAAUAGUUCAAAUGUUAUGGAAACAUAUGAUCAAUAUGCAAGUGAAAAUAAAAUUAUUCAAAAAGAAUUAUCUAUUAAUUCAAAUAAAAAUGUUGUUCAUAGUAGAUUACCUAAAAUAGCAAGACGUUUAUCUCUGGAAAAAAGCUUGGCUGGUACAUCUAAAGCAAAAUCAUUAUGGAAUAAAUUAAUAACGAAUUCACAUGAAGCUAUUAAUACAGUACGUCUUUUACGUAUUGAACAAGAAAAAUUAUCGAUUGCUGCAUAUGAAAUUGAACAUACACGAUUAGAUUGGGAAAGAAUGAAAGUUAAUUGUGUUUUAGAAUUAGAUCAAUUGGAAGUUCUUCUUCGAACUACUGAAUCUAAUGAAAAUACUGAAGAAAAACUCAAUAGCGAUUUAAAAAAAUAUAUCAAUAAAUUUCGAUAUGAUUUCAGUAAUGCCAAAUUAAAUAAUAAACGUUUACAUGUUCCAGCUGAUGUUCUUAUCAAUCGUAUUGAUAAACAGAUACAAGCACAUAAACGUUUAAUUGCUUUUUUAAAUAUUGAAACUGAAUGUGCAGAAGUUCGUAUUCGAACACUUGAUGCAAUUAUACAAGAUUUAGAUAACUUACAUGAAAAAACAGAUGAAACUGAUCUUCAUUUUGUUCGCACAAAACAUAUUGAUUAUUUAAAUAAAUAUAAAAAACUUGAAAGACAAUAUACAAUGGAUAAAUCAUUACAAUAUCCAUUAUAUCAUGAUUUACAAGAAUGGAAAAACGAAUUAUCUAAACAAGAACAAUUGAUAAUUGAUGAUCAAUAUAAAUGUGAACUAUUAGAAAAUCAUUUAGAACAAAUUAAUAAUGAAAUUUCUUCUAUUAAUUAUGAAAAUGAAUUAAUUUUAAAAGAAAAUAAUUUUUUAAAUAAACAAAUAGCUGAUAUUAAAAAAGUACCAACAAUUACUGAGUAUGCCUAUACUAUAGAACAAACAAAAAAAUUAAAACAUGAAAUUGAUAUUUGGACACAAAGAGUAAAUAUUGCUCAAGUAAGUUUUCAUAUAUAUAUAAAAUCAAGUUUCUUUUUUGUGAAACAUGAUCGAAAUGUGUACUGA